This is a messenger RNA of Rotaria sordida, 618 nucleotides long. Lineage: Eukaryota; Metazoa; Rotifera; Eurotatoria; Philodinida; Philodinidae. The record is from the annotation of a GenBank genome assembly.
AUGAAUUCGAAUAAUAAUUCAUAUUUAUCAUCAAAAUAUGAAGAAACAUGCCAUCCUACAAUCAACAAACAUCAUAUAGAAGAGUUUAUUCCAACAAGUAAUAAUGAUCCAUUAUUAAUUGAGUUACGACAUUUAUUUGUUUCAUCAUUCUAUGAAAAUUACAAAACCGUAGAAUCACAAUUAAAUUUACCAGCAGGUGAAACAUUAUUAACUUGGUUAGAAACAGCAUUUAAUGAAGAAGCUAAUAAAUUACUCUCUCAUAAUUGUCGUUGUUUUUUGAUAUACACAUCAUCAUCUUUAUCCGUUAUCAGUGGUUUUUUGACAAUCAAAGAAAAUGAAAAUGAUUCAAAUGACAUAUACAUUUCUCAAUGUGCUAUAGAUCCAACAUUCAAGCGACAAGGUUAUGGAUUGCAUCUUUUAAAAUAUCUUACUAAAGUAUUUCCUUUUGCAACAUCUUAUACAUGUCUUUGUCGACGAGUAAAUAAACCAGCAUUGAAAUUUUACGAAAAAUGUGGAGCUACCUUCAUUGAUGACAAUGAAAUUGUCAUAAAAUAUGGAUACAAUCCUAUCGACUACAUUUGUUUACAACUUAAUAGCAGUCAACUUGAAUCAUUGUAA